Messenger RNA from Spizellomyces punctatus DAOM BR117, 712 nucleotides. Its product is annotated as mitochondrial 37S ribosomal protein MRPS8. The record is from RefSeq and is a predicted model, not a curated record. Gene Ontology annotation, biological process: translation. Gene Ontology annotation, cellular component: mitochondrion; ribosome. Lineage: Eukaryota; Fungi; Chytridiomycota; Chytridiomycetes; Spizellomycetales; Spizellomycetaceae. The transcript has a single exon. Bases 22 to 492 code for a protein of 156 amino acids. Gene Ontology annotation, molecular function: structural constituent of ribosome.
AUCCAUAUCACCAUAAAUACCAUGGCACCUGUCCACAAUCUCUGCUCACAAAUACAGAACAGCUUUCGAUGGAAGCUCCGCCGUGUUGCGGUCCCACACAGCGCGACCAACCGAGCGAUCUGCCAAAUUUUGUAUGAAGAAGGUUUUGUCUCUACGCUAGCAUCCGGGGAUGAGACAGGACCUUUUCAGAGAGGAGUAGAAGUUCCGAUAACUCCAGACAAUAUUGCACGACGAAAGAUCUGGCUCGAUCUGAAGUACCGAGAUGGACAGGCGGUUCUACAGAAGAUGCGGGCCGUCUCCAAACCAUCGAGAAGAAUAUUUGCAUCUGUGGAGGAGCUACAGGCGAUUGCAGCGGCCAGAAGAGCGGGACCUUUGCUGAAGGGACAAGAAGUCGGACAAGUCACCAUUCUAGACACACCAUACGGAAUUAUUGAGCUGAAGGAAGCGUUGACGAAAGAGGUGGGCGGUGAAGUCUUGUGCAUAGCAGCAUAGAUUUGCGCUGGUGAUGAACGACUACGGAGAGAUAGUGGAACAGCAAGGUUUACUGCUCACAGGAUAGACAUUGUAGGAAAGAUUGGAAAUGGAGCGGGGUUUUGGAGGGCGUGUUGGAUAUUUGCAUGGAACACUAUUGUAUAUUACACUUAUUAGACGCUGUAACAUGCCUGAAGGCUGGUGAUCUUCAAGACAACAAGCGCUCAAAGGAAUAACGCUA